GCGAACCGAAAUCACACAAUCUCGACGCAAACCACUACGUAUUUCUUUCAAUAAUAAUUUGUCUUUUAAGGUUGAAGAAACUCAGACCCUGUUUUCUUUCUCCCUCUCUCUAAUCCCCAAUCUGGUUCUUGUGCGCUCGCAAUAAAUAAGAACCAUUUUAAAGAACAUCAAAAUGAAAGACCAAACAAUGAGUUACGAUUCCCACUGUCUCUAAUUGGGUGAGUUUGUCUCUUUAUCUCUCUUUUCUUCUUUCUUCUUCUCUAUUGCAUUUAUUGACGUCCAUGCCACCUCUCUCACAUUGUAAUGCACUCACUCGAAGGGUUUCUGGGAAUUUCUUGUCGUUUUCUCUGGAAAAUUAUGUCCUCCGCAUCUUCUUUAGGUUUUCCCGGAAAAGCUCUCACCAAUCUUGAACGCUUUCUGGUAUGCGUCACUCCAGAUGUUCCUUCACUCACUCUUCAGGGCUGUUGUAGUGAUCCAAAUGGCCAAUGGGUACCUCCUGGAAAAGACACAGUUGAAUACUUCAAUCUGAAAGAUCUUUGGGACUGCUACUAUGACUGGAGUGCAUAUGGUGUUGGAACUCCUAUGAUGUUUGAAAAUGGUGACACUAUGCAAUACCAUGUUCCAUAUUUGUCUGCCAUCCAAAUCUAUAGUAGCAAAGCGGUUGCAGCAGCUUCUAGGCUUGGGAAAGAGGAUAGUGAAGGAGCUGAAUCUGAUUCCUGGAGUGAGGACAGUGGAAGUGAUAAGCUAUCUAGAACACUGAGUAACAAUUCUAGCAAAGCAUGGGAUGUUGCUUCUUUAGAUUCAAACUCUGACCAAGUGGGUUCUUGGACAGCAAAGGAUAAUGAACUUUACUUACAGUACAAUGAGACCUCUCCAUAUUGGCAGAGAGUUCCGUUUUCUGAGAAGAUAGCUGAGUUAGCUAGAAGCCACCCAGCGUUGAUGACAUUGAAGAGUGCAGAUAUUUACCCAACCAGUUGGAUGGCUGUUGCUUGGUACCCGCUUUAUUCCGUACCAUGUCAGAAAAGUAAAAAGGACCUGUCAAGCUUCCUCACUUUCCAUACAUUGUCGUCUUUCCAAGGCAUCAUACGUAAUUUAGCAAGAACAUAUGAUGAAAUUGACACAGGGAGCAGUGCAUGUUUUUCAAAUGGGUGGCGAAGAAUUAUAAGAGAAAAAUGUAAGAAACAAGAGGGUGGUUGUAUAUCUCUCUUUCCAUUUGGACUAGCCACUUACAAAAUGCAGAAAAAUGUUUGGUCAAACACCUCCAAUAAAGUGGUGUCUGAUCUAUACAAUGCUGCAGACUCGCGGUUGAAACUUCUCAACGCUGAUCACCAUGACUUCAACUUCUUCACAUGCCAGCCCACUUGUGCCUAGUACAUUGUUUCAUGUGUGUUCAAUGUAAUCCAAACAUCCUAACUCAUGUCCUUUACUUAGUAUUAUGGUACUCUGACUUCGGCAUAUGUUAAGGAUUUUUUGGUAACCAGAACAUUGAUAAAAAUGUACAUUUUUGUUUAGUGGGUCUUCUUGUUAAGUGAUGUUUCUUCUUUAUCCAAUUCUUUUGGUUUGGUUACUUUCAUAUAUGACUGUCAAAUUUUAGGCAAACUAAUUGUUAUCUCUUUUCUAGUA
Vigna angularis (adzuki bean) is the source of this 1623-nucleotide messenger RNA. RefSeq lists its product as uncharacterized. The record is from RefSeq and is a predicted model, not a curated record. Lineage: Eukaryota; Viridiplantae; Streptophyta; Magnoliopsida; Fabales; Fabaceae. The transcript has 7 exons. Bases 304 to 1371 code for a protein of 355 amino acids.